Triticum dicoccoides is the source of this 795-nucleotide messenger RNA. RefSeq names its product aspartate and glycine-rich protein-like. NCBI's taxonomy places the organism in Eukaryota, Viridiplantae, Streptophyta, Magnoliopsida, Poales, Poaceae. The transcript has 5 exons. The record is from RefSeq and is a predicted model, not a curated record. Bases 219 to 677 code for a protein of 152 amino acids.
AUGAAGAGCAGAUAUGCAGUCAAAGAACUGCUGAUCAUUGGGAGGAUUUUGAUAAGGCAAUGAAAAAUGCCCAUGGAGAAAAUUGGGAAGAGGAGCACCCGGAUUUAGAUGGACAAAUCAUCUACGAAGCAGCAGGCAGAAUGCCACAUGGCAGGCUGGGAAUUGCUAAUGAGUUGUUUAGCAAAGCAUAGAAGGCGAAGUUUAAGUCUAAAAGGGCGAUGGCCUCACAGCCGGUGCAAUCUGCUAAGGAGGAGCGUCUAGAAAGAGAAAACAAAUAUUUGAAGCAGGAGAUCAAGCGUCUUCGAGGCAUUGAGCUUGUUGUUCAGUCUUUGGCUGAGAAAGGGGGAGUCGACUUUGAUGGCAUAAUGCAAUCAGCAACAGAUGACUUGUCUCCAUCAUAUUCUGAAGGCGGAUUUCAAAGGGGACGAGGUGAUGUGCCUCAACACCAAACCGAAAAGGGAAUGGGAAGCAGGACUGGAGGCAGUACGAGUCAUGGAAAUGAUGAUGAGGACGACGACUAUGGCAAUGGGGGAUAUGGUAACUAUGGCGAGGGUGAUCUGUAUGGUGAUGAGCACUAUGAUCACUAUGGUGAUGGGGAAUAUGAUGACUAUGGAGAUGAGGAUGACUAUGGCUAUGGCUAUGGCGGUGGCGAUGGCGAUGAUGAUGAUUGGCUAUAAAAUCUAAUGAUCUUCAAGUCAUGUCAAAAUGUAGUUGUGUUAGAUAUUUGAAACACUUUAUUAUCUUAUGGACAAAUUUGUCUUAGUGGACAAUUUAUCUUAUGCAAAAUGUGGCCUA